This is a messenger RNA of Cricetulus griseus (Chinese hamster), 971 nucleotides long. Lineage: Eukaryota; Metazoa; Chordata; Mammalia; Rodentia; Cricetidae. The record is from RefSeq and is a predicted model, not a curated record.
AGCGACAGAGUCUCGGCUAGGGCUGGGGUAACACUGCCGGGUCCUUGCUGCUAGCGGUCAGCAUGCAUCUCCACCUGCUCGCGCUGUUGGCGCUGUGCGGGGCGGGCUGCGCGGUGGCGGGUCCCAGCUACAGCCUGCAGGGGAGCUGGUGGGUGAGCCAGGGGAACGGCUCCCUGGAGCUACCGGGGACUGUCCCCGGCUGCGUGUACAGAGCCCUGUACCAGCACGGGCUGAUCCAGGAUCCUUACUACAGAUUUAAUGACCUCAACUACAGAUGGAUUUCCUUAGAAAACUGGACCUACAGCAAGAAAUUCAAAAUCCCCUUUAAUGUCAGUAAUUGGCAGAAAGUAAAGUUGAUUUUUGAAGGAGUUGAUACAGUUGCAGAAAUCCUGCUCAAUAAUGUCACCAUUGGGAAGACAGACAACAUGUUCACUGGCUAUAGUUUUGACAUCACCAAAGUGGUCAGAGACACGAACUCCUUAGAGCUGCGGUUCCAGUCGGCAGUACAAUAUGCCAAGCUUCAGAGCAAAGCUCACACUAGCUACCCAGUGCCUCCAGCCUGCCCCCCCAAGGAGCAGAAGGGUGAAUGCCAUGUCAACUUUAUCCGAAAGGAGCAGUGCUCCUUCAGCUGGGACUGGGGGCCUUCCUUUCCCUCUCAAGGAAUCUGGAAAGAUGUUAGAAUUGAAGCCUAUAACAUUAGUCAUCUGAAUUACCUCACGUUUUUGCCAGUAUAUGAUAACACUUCCCAGGAGUGGACUGUUGAAAUCGAGGCUUCUUUUGACGUGGUCAGCUCAAAGCCAGUUGGUGGUCAGGUGACUGUAGCCAUCCCUCAACUGCAAACACUGCAGACAUACAACAUUAAACUUCAACAGAGGCAAAAGACUGUUAAACUCCUUGUGAAAAUUAGCAAGGUAAGUGAUGUCACUUCUGGGGAAAUGCUGGAUCAAUGUACUUGAGUUCAGGGAAAGCAG